Aspergillus pseudonomiae is the source of this 738-nucleotide messenger RNA. Its product is annotated as LOG family protein. Gene Ontology annotation, molecular function: hydrolase activity, hydrolyzing N-glycosyl compounds. The transcript is spliced from 2 exons. Gene Ontology annotation, cellular component: cytosol. The record is from RefSeq and is a predicted model, not a curated record. NCBI's taxonomy places the organism in Eukaryota, Fungi, Ascomycota, Eurotiomycetes, Eurotiales, Aspergillaceae. Bases 1 to 738 code for a protein of 245 amino acids. Gene Ontology annotation, biological process: cytokinin biosynthetic process.
AUGUCGCCUAUUUCUCUUCCCUCACAAGAAUCUCCGUCAGCGGGGAAGGUUAACCCUCCCGUUGUUUGCGUAUACUGUGGGUCAUCACCCGGGAACGAUUCAGCAUAUCUAGACGCUGCUAGGGCUUUUGCCAAGGUCCUUCACCAGCAUGGAUUUCACCUCGUCUAUGGGGGUGGAACGACUGGUAUAAUGGGCGCGAUUGCACGCGAGGUGGUGAAAUUAUCAGGGCCAGAUGCGGUACAGGGUUAUAUCCCAGCCGCGCUGGUGGCAUACGAACGUGGAAAAACGGGCAAGGAACGGGAUAACACGACGUAUGGACGCUUUGAGGUUGUGCCAGACAUGCAUACACGUAAAAUGCUUAUGGCACGGCGUGUUCAAUGUGGCGGACCAGGAAGUGGUUUCGUGGCUUUGAGCGGCGGGCUCGGUACAAUCGAGGAGUUGAUGGAAAUAGCAACAUGGCAACAGCUUGGUAUCCAUUCUCGAGGGGUAUGUCUCCUAAACGUCGGAGGCUACUGGGACGGUCUGGUGAACUGGGUUGAAAAAGUUGUUGUGGGCAAAGGUUUCUUGUCGCCAGAACACUGGCAUGCUGUCGGUGUUCAGAGCAGACCAGAAGACGUCGUCAAAUGGCUCCAAGAGUGGCGGGCAGAAGAAAAGGGGGUUAGGUUGGACUGGAGAAGCGAGACGGGGACUGCAAAAGAGGAUAGCGAUCAUCAGGGAGUGGUUGGUGUAGAUCUGUAG